ACAAGUCGGUCAGGAAGCCGCGCCGCAGCCAUGGCUUUUAAAGAUACCGGAAAGACACCCGUGGAACCAGAGGUGGCGAUUCACCGAAUUAGAAUUACUCUAACCAGCCGCAACGUAAAAUCCUUGGAGAAGGUGUGUGCUGACUUGAUCAGAGGCGCAAAGGAAAAAAAUCUCAAAGUAAAAGGACCAGUUCGGAUGCCCACCAAGACUCUGAGAAUCACUACAAGAAAAACUCCUUGUGGUAAAGGUUCUAAGACUUGGGAUAGCUUUCAGAUGAGGAUCCACAAGCGACUGAUUAACUUGCACAGUCCUUCUGAGAUUGUUAAGCAGAUUACUUCCAUCAGUAUUGAGCCAGGAGUCGAGGUUGAAGUCACCAUUGCAGAUGCUUAAGUCAAUCUUUUUAAUAAAUUGACUUUAUCAGUUGUUAAAAAAAAAAAAAA
Molecule: messenger RNA, 440 nt
Organism: Rhinolophus ferrumequinum (greater horseshoe bat)
Lineage: Eukaryota; Metazoa; Chordata; Mammalia; Chiroptera; Rhinolophidae
Product: 40S ribosomal protein S20-like
Exons: 1
Coding region: 31-390 (119 amino acids)
Biological process (GO): translation
Cellular component (GO): ribosome; cytosolic small ribosomal subunit
Molecular function (GO): structural constituent of ribosome; RNA binding
Source: RefSeq, a predicted model, not a curated record